CACACAAUCGACGACAACUACAGUUCAGCAGUAGGUAGCUCGAAAGGACAAAUUGAUCUUGAUCACAAAUAUGGCAAACUUAAUUAAGUGUAUGUUGGUACUGUCUUGCCUGGUGGUCUCUAUCGCCUCGGCUCAGUUGCCAUCCAUCACCGAUGGCUUCCAUCCCUCCUCAUCUGCAAUGCUGCCGACCCACAACUCUGCAGCCGUUCCUACCACUAAACACGAUAUCACCUAUCACGAUUACCCUACUUCUACGCUGUUAGGUUCCCACGUUGUAUUCUUAACAACAUGUCUGAAGGAUCUGAAAGAUUCCAACCACAAAUUGGCACAAACAUCGAAACUUUUGGUAGAAACGAAUACCGCCGUUGACAAUGUAAAAAAAGAAUUGGAGGAAAUAAAAAAAAUGCCAAGUUCUAACAUUGACAGUUUCAAAAAUGAGUUGAACGAUACAAAGCAACGUUUGACUGAAGCCACUGCUGUAAUUGGAACUUUAAAGAAUGAAUUGAACGAUUCAAAGCAACGUUGGACUGAAGCCACUGCUGUAAUUGAAAUUUUAAACAAUGAUUUGAACGUCGUUAAACAAGACGUACAAAGUACGAAGUCCAAAGUUGGAGAUUUGACGUCAGAAUUGACAAAGAGUACAGCCUCCUCAUCCAUUGGCAAAAUCCCCACCUCAUGUGCAGACCUUCAGAAAAUUGGCCACAAAAAAAGCGGAAUGCAUUCCAUUAUGGAAAGCAACAAAGUCGUAACGGUCUAUAGCGAUUUCACUAAAUUAUCAAACGAUUCAGCUUUACAAAAAUGGAUCGGCUAUGCUGACGUCAAAUCCCUUCCCACCUUUUUCUACGCUCAGAAAACGACCCGAUUCUCCACAAAAGGUGUACCUAUUCCAUUCGAGUACGAGAAACUCAACGUCGGUAAAGCCAUGAACGGGCAAAAAGGAAUCUUCACAGCCCCACGCAACGGCGUCUAUUUCUUUGCCUUCAGCGGAGUUGCGACAAUAACAGCACCAGAUGGUUAUAUUGAUAUAGCCUUGAUGGUGAACGGUAAUCAAGUCGGAUUAGCCGAGUGUCAUUCCAAGUCAGGCAAUGGUGAAUGGGAAACUUUUUCGCUGCAGUCGACGAUAGAUCUUAAAGCGGGAGAUCAAGUUUGGUUGCAAAUCAUUGUCUUGGGCUCGGCUUAUAUACAAGACGACAGUGGCCAUUACAAACACUUCACUGGUUGGUUGUUAUCUGAAGAUAUUUCCCCGUAAUUAAAGAUCAAGUUCUUGUUUCUCCCAGAAACUUUCUUACGUUACAUUUUGAUCAUUGUGUAUGGGCAUAAAAGAAAUAAACGUUGGGAUUUAAAUGACUACAA
Molecule: messenger RNA, 1353 nt
Organism: Daphnia pulex (common water flea)
Lineage: Eukaryota; Metazoa; Arthropoda; Branchiopoda; Diplostraca; Daphniidae
Exons: 8
Coding region: 71-1249 (392 amino acids)
Molecular function (GO): protein binding
Source: RefSeq, a predicted model, not a curated record